Dufourea novaeangliae is the source of this 2137-nucleotide messenger RNA. Its product is annotated as RNA-binding protein 24-like. Gene Ontology annotation, cellular component: cytosol. The record is from RefSeq and is a predicted model, not a curated record. The transcript is spliced from 6 exons. Lineage: Eukaryota; Metazoa; Arthropoda; Insecta; Hymenoptera; Halictidae. Gene Ontology annotation, molecular function: RNA binding. The coding region runs from base 526 to 1515 and encodes 329 amino acids.
GUUCGUGUCGGAUGUGUGCACGCAGGGAAAAUCGCCAAUUUUAAAGACAUCAGUUUUAUCACGGUACGUGUCGUCAGUGCGUCGCGCCGAGUUGUCCGUACGUAUCGUCGUCAGCCGUGCGAAAUUUUCGUGAACAGUUCUGAUCCGUCCGUGGUAGCAAGUAAAAAAAAUUCAAUUCGUAAAACGCGAGCAGCUGUUGUCCCCCCGUGUGCAUUUGUUGAUCCCACCACGCAGUCGUUUCACGUCGACGAUUUAAUAUCAUCCUGUUGGCAGAAAAAGGAGUUACUCUUGGUGUGAAAUUCCUUCCUGGUGUUUCUUGUGCGGAUUAACUACGAUAUAUAUCAUAUAUUGCAAGUGCAUCGGGUAAUACAGUGCGCCGACGAACUUGAUAGGUAACCAAAUCACCGGUCGCCUAAAUGCAGCUAUACUUGUGACGUAAUUAGCGUUGAUCAAAGUACCACAGAAGGUGUCAAAAUUGAGCAAGUCGUCGUUCCAUCCGGCGGUGAUCUCGCCAAAAUUUGGAGGAUGUUGAUGCCUGGUGCCGCUGGUCUCAGUGCCGUCGGCGCGGUAGGCGCCGUCGGGGCCCCAGGGCCGGACGAGCUGGUUUCGAGUUUGGGCGCGUUGGCCGGAACAACACCGCAACAAAAAGACACCACCUGGACGAAACUUUUCGUCGGUGGUUUACCAUAUCACACCACCGAUAAAAGCCUCAGGGAACAUUUUAAUGUGUACGGUGACAUCGAGGAAGCGGUGGUUAUCACCGACAGACAGACGGGAAAAAGUAGAGGCUACGGUUUCGUGAUCAUGGGAGACAGACCGGCAGCGGAGAGGGCGUGCAAAGACCCCAACCCCAUAAUCGACGGUCGCAAAGCAAACGUCAACCUGGCGAUUCUUGGAGCUAAGCCCAGGGGUAAUCUACAAGCGACAUUCCCGUUCGCUGCUGGCAUUCGAGCUGGAUAUCCCACGGUUCUUCCUGGCCAAUAUGGAGUGCCACCGGGUUACAUGUACCAGUCGCCUUAUCUGGCGGCCGCAGCGCCAGGUAGCUUGGUACCACUUCCAGCGACUCAGCUGAGCCACGCUGCGGCGAUGGCGGCCGCGUCCCAAUUUUACGAGUAUCAGAACGUCGCUGCUGCGGCCGCGACGUAUCCGGGGACAUCGUACAAUUUUGCAGAGGCUUACCCUUAUACCAGCGCUGCCGCGGCUGGUAUGUGUUUGAAAACUGUCCAGAGCAAGGACAGCAACGGGCUGAUACACCACCAUCAGCACACCGGCAGCAGCUCCGCGAUGCUGGCACAGCAACGAUUGGAGAAAGCUCUCCUGCCGCCCUUUCUGCCGUCCUUGCUACGUAGCAACGCAAAUGCGGCGGCAGCUAGCUACGUGACACCGUAUACGUACGCGACGCUACCAGGUGCAGCUGGAUUGCCAGCAGCCGCAGCUGCAGCUGCAACCGCGGCGGGCGCGGCCUUCCCGGGGCUACCGUACCAAACAUCACCUCAGGAAGCGAGAUUGCAGUAGAGGCUGCGAACCGACGAACGAACCGCCGCCAAUGGAUACGUCAACUGUCGUCGUCGGUCGAUCGAAUUCCGGGGCGCGCGGCGUUUAAAUUCGCGUUUUCAAAAACUCGAUCCUCGCCGUGCAGAAAAAAAUACUUCGUUCUUCGCUUUGUCCUCUGCGCUCACAGCAUCCGCCAUUUUCGUGCGUUAAGGGAUCGUCGGGGGCCCUCGUCAUCCGGUGCAACCGCGCACGCGCGACCAGAUGCUACAUAUUCGGAGGUUCCGUUCCACGUUCCCGGGAGUUAUAUUCGGAGUCGGCGCACUGGACCGGGCCAGAGGAACGGAACGCGAAGAAGAGGACCACGCUACACGGCGUGGCCGUAGCACCCGUUCACGAACGGUGACUCGCACAGUUUCUUACUAAUUUAAUCUUCAAUCUUCCCCAUUUCAAUCUUCCUAUUCACGUUCCCCAUUCUUAGGGCGAAGAAACCGACGCGCUUGACCAAUACUCAUCGGAACACGCGACGAAACGUAAUAACGGUAAAAUUUUAAUCGUUUGGAAAUAGAGGGUACACGAUGGAUAGUCGAGGCUUCAUGUGGACUGAAAGUUUUUCAAAUGAUAUGAACGACGGGAACGAAUCGGA